AUGAAAAAGAAUAGGAGAGAAUUUAGCAACGAAAUAUAUCUAUUAUGUACUAGAUGUGUCUGCUAUGACUCCACUUCUAAUUUUUCAUGCAACAUUCGCUUCUCCAAUGUAUUGAGCGAAUUAUUAGUAUACAUUUUGAAUUUCUCACUCAGUCGAGCGUUUCCCCGACAUGCAGCAAUAGUUCUGAUAACAGUCAAACAAUCCCGAUUAAAUCAGCAUAAGGGACGGGGUAUGACAACUCCACGAUCUGUACUCCAGAUUAUGACAAGCCCAGAGUUAAUACUGUACACUCUGUCUCACCUGUGA
Messenger RNA from Debaryomyces tyrocola, 306 nucleotides. Lineage: Eukaryota; Fungi; Ascomycota; Pichiomycetes; Serinales; Debaryomycetaceae. The record is from the annotation of a GenBank genome assembly.